This is a messenger RNA of Aspergillus tanneri, 987 nucleotides long. RefSeq names its product ribosome biosynthesis protein MAK16. The record is from RefSeq and is a predicted model, not a curated record. The transcript is spliced from 2 exons. Gene Ontology annotation, cellular component: nucleolus; preribosome, large subunit precursor. Gene Ontology annotation, biological process: maturation of 5.8S rRNA; maturation of LSU-rRNA. Bases 1 to 987 code for a protein of 328 amino acids. Lineage: Eukaryota; Fungi; Ascomycota; Eurotiomycetes; Eurotiales; Aspergillaceae.
AUGUCAUCGGAUGAGAUUGUCUGGCAGGUGAUUAACCAGCAAUUUUGUUCUUAUAAGCUCAAAACCACCAAGGAACAAAAUUUCUGUCGAAAUGAAUACAAUGUCAGCGGACUUUGCAACCGGCAGUCAUGCCCACUGGCCAAUUCACGAUAUGCCACGAUCCGAUCCGACCCCGAGACGGGGGCGAUGUAUCUGUACAUGAAGACGGUGGAACGGUCACAUAUGCCCAGCAAGUGGUGGGAGCGGAUCCGGCUGUCGUCGAACUACGCCAAGGCGCUCGAACAGGUGGACGAGCGACUGAUUUACUGGCCUAAGUUCCUGGUGCACAAGUGCAAGCAGCGACUCACGCGAUUGACACAGGUGGCGAUUCGCAUGCGGAAGCUGGCCCAGGAAGACGAGCGAUUGGGCGAGAGAGUGGUGCCGAAACUGGCCCCGAAGAUUCGGCGAAGAGAGGAGGCCCGUGAACGCAAGGCGGAGUCGGCGGCCAAGGUCGAGCGAGCGAUCGAGCGGGAGCUGAUCGAGCGUCUGCGUAGCGGUGCCUACGGAGAUCGACCGCUGAACGUGGAGGAGGGUAUCUGGAAGAGGGUGCUUCGGGGAUUGGAGCGCUCGGGUGAGGGAGAGCGUGAUGAGGACCUGGAUGACGGGGAACUGGUGGAGGACGAGGAAGAGGGUGUUGGUGAGGUGGAAUAUGUGAGUGAUUUGGAUGAUGAAGAGGACCUGGAAGACAUUGAGGAUUGGUUGGGUGGGGAGUCCGCGGACUCUAGUGACGACUAUGACGACGAUGAGGACGAGGAUGAGGACGAUGAGAGUGGGAGCGACAGCGAUCAGCAAGAUGGGAGUUCCUUCAGCGACGAAGAGGAGAAGAAACCCAGGCCUGGAUUCAAGAGGAAGCGUCCUGCUCCCCAGGUUAAACCCCGGAAGAAGGGAGCCCGGAUUGAGAUUGAGUAUGAGACGGAGGGAUUGGGCAAGGAGAAUGUUCUUGCAUGA